This is a messenger RNA of Penaeus indicus, 791 nucleotides long. RefSeq names its product late histone H1-like. Gene Ontology annotation, molecular function: double-stranded DNA binding; structural constituent of chromatin; nucleosomal DNA binding. NCBI's taxonomy places the organism in Eukaryota, Metazoa, Arthropoda, Malacostraca, Decapoda, Penaeidae. The transcript has a single exon. The record is from RefSeq and is a predicted model, not a curated record. Gene Ontology annotation, cellular component: nucleus; nucleosome. The coding region runs from base 65 to 613 and encodes 182 amino acids. Gene Ontology annotation, biological process: negative regulation of DNA recombination; nucleosome assembly; chromosome condensation.
CUCUCGCCUCCCGAGCCCCACCUAGCGUUUCCUACGAGAUCACUUCGACAACCUCUCCUCCGCAAUGGCUGACGCAGCGAAGAAGGCACCUAAGGCCAAGGCCCCCAAGAAGCCCGCGGCUCACCCCAAGUACUCCGUCAUGAUCGCCGCCGCCCUCGCUGCCCUGAAGGAGCGCAGCGGGUCCUCCCGUCAGGCUAUCCUGAAGUACAUCGUCGCCACCUACAAGGUUGACCCCAAGGCCGCCGCCACCCAGCUGAAGCUCGCCCUGAAGCGUGGCGUGACCACUGGCGCCCUCAAGCAGGUCAAGGGCGCCGGAGCAUCUGGCUCCUUCAGACUCAACAAGCCCGCCGCCGAAGCCAAGCCCAAGGCUGCGAAGAAACCCGCCGCCAAGAAGGCUGUCAAGAAACCCGCUGCCAAGAAGGCCGUGAAGAAGCCUGCCGCCAAGAAGGCCGUGAAGAAGCCCGCUGCCAAGAAGGCUGCUAAGAAGCCCGCCGCCAAAAAGGCCGUGAAGAAGCCUGCCGCCAAGAAGCCAGCAGCAAAGAAGGCCGCCAAGAAGCCCGCAGCGAAGAAGGUCGCCAAGAAGCCAGCAGCAAAGAAGGCCGCAAAGAAAUAGAUCGGAGAGGAAGUCCCUAGGCUUAAGGUUUUCUUCAUCGCACGGUGAAUUGUAAAUUUACUCCUUUGGAGUAUGUAUAGAUAUUGAAUAUGUUAAGAUAAAAAUUUUAUUGUACCUGAUACCCAUUUUGGGUAGAUCUCUUGUAAAUGAGAACGUCGUUUUAUUAAAUGUUUUUUUU